Messenger RNA from Tachyglossus aculeatus (Australian echidna), 3179 nucleotides. RefSeq names its product SWT1 RNA endoribonuclease homolog (gene SWT1). Bases 32 to 2761 code for a protein of 909 amino acids. The transcript has 19 exons. Gene Ontology annotation, cellular component: nucleus. The record is from RefSeq and is a predicted model, not a curated record. NCBI's taxonomy places the organism in Eukaryota, Metazoa, Chordata, Mammalia, Monotremata, Tachyglossidae.
GGCCUGUGGCGGCGGUGCUUCCUAUAUCAAAAUGUCUAAAAAAGAAUCUAUUCGCAAACACGGGAAAUCUUGCAGAGAUGUCAUUUACUCUGCCCACCAACUUGCUGAAAGAGACAAGAAGGGGAAGAAGCCUGUGCCUGCCCAAAGUUCAGCAUAUUCAAGUUCUAAAGCAGAGAAAAGAAAAUUGGAAUCUGAUCCCACUGAUAUUUUACACCGUGAUACAAAAGGAAAGGUGUUUAAAAGAUCGGAACCACAGCUGAGCAUAUCAAAGAAACGAAAAAUCAUUUCUUCUGUUCCACAAGACCUUCAUGAGCUCCAGAAGGAAUUUCCAGUUUGCAGCCAUCAAGUAGAUGCCUCUCUGACUCAGUCUAAAAAGGGGAUAGAGACACGUAUAGUCAUUAAAUCUAAAAGCGUUAAAUUAACUAAAAGCAAGGACCUUAGCCUGGAUAGUUCUAGCCGGCGCAAGUUUGACAAAGACUUGUUAUCUGAAGCUGGUGUCCCAACAAGUGAAAGGAAAUGGCCUUUUAUUCUUGUUCAGAAUGAGAAGAAAAAAAGAAAAAAAUUGGAAAAGGCACCCAAUAAAAAUAAGCACGAUGCAGUGAAAUACAAGCCAGAGAAGUGUAAAGUAGAUGAGUUUGUUAAAGAGUCUGUCCAAGUGGAGAUUGAAAGUAUGGUUGGAUGUAAAAGAGAAAAAAUCAGUUUUCACAUUUCUAAAAAGACUCAUAAAGUCCUCCGAAAGCCUGAAGAUAAAAAUGUCUUCUCCACUAAAUCUCACAAAACAGAAAUUUCAUAUAAGAACAAAAAUUCCAGAGCGCCUUCAAAUCUGCCUAGGCAUAAGGUUAAUUAUUUAUUAGAUUCCUCACAUGGAAAAAGGACUGAUCACCGAAGGAAAGAAGUCCAUUACCCUGAGCAGCCAAUCCAAACAACUAAUUGCACAAGGACUGAAGAAACUCUGUCAAAUGAAACCAAUUUAGCCAAGACUUGUGAUGUAUCACCUUCUACCUCUUCAUUGUCCAGGAUUCAAGAUACGGAUGAUACAGACCAAGAGAUGCAGAUCGUCGAAGAGCUGCAUGCUGCUCGGGCAGGGAAAAGUGUGGAUUUGCCAGAUGUGCCAACUUCUAAAGAUUUGACAAGUAUGGAAAUUGACUUGGAAGAUGAAGACAUGCGCCCAUCCAUUGGGAACACUGCUUCUGAAACAAAGCUCUUAAUUGUUAUUGAUACCAACAUUCUGAUGAAUCACCUUCAGUUUGUCAGAAUUUUGAAGAGUACAGAAGUACCAGGCUUUGACAAGUUGGUGCUAGUAAUCCCCUGGAUUGUUAUACAAGAACUGGACCGAAUGAAGGAUGGCAAACUUCUAAAGCACGCCCAGCACAAGGCUAUUCCCGCAGUUUACUUCAUCAACGACUGUCUCAAACUCCAAGAUGGAAAACUGUGGGGACAGUCGCUACAGCUCGCGUCUCAGAAACUUUAUGGGAUGAGCGAUGAAAACAAUGACGAUCGUGUGUUGAAGUGUUGCCUUCAGUAUCAGAACUUAUUCCCCAAGUCUGUGGUUCUACUGUGCACGGAUGAUCGGAAUUUGUGCAAUAAAGGCAUGAUAAGUGGUGUAAAGUCACUGAACAAAGGAGAAUUGAUCACUGAGCUGCAGAACCUAAAUGCAGAACAGGCAGUUCCAAGCCAUUACCCCUGCAUUUCUCCACAGGAGUCCACAGUGGCAGGUCCUCAAGAGAAAACACAGAAGGACAAUACUCCAAGAUCUGGAAAGGCUAUGCUACUUGAGAGAUUCAUAACUGAUCUUGAAAAAUGCCUUGGAACAGCAUUAUCUUCUAUAUUAGAAACAGAAAUGAAGUUUGCUUUUGGAAAUCUUUGGAUGGAGGUUCUGUACUUGAAGCCUCCAUGGACCCUAGCACAAUUGUUAAAAUGCUUUAAGAAACACUGGUUGGCUGUGUUUGGAUUAAUUAUGAAGAAGGAAUUCCUUGUCACCAUCGAGGACCUCUAUGAACGUCUCUGUAAAGCUAAGGCGGUGGACUUUGCAACAGUAAAAUCCUUGCUCCAGAGUUCAAAAGACUUGUUGCAUGCGUUUAGUACAAGGUCCAACUAUGACGGGAUUCUUCCCCAGGCCUUUGCUCAAGUGAAUGCAUUGCUCCAGUCAAUCCUAAAGAUUAAAUCUGAACUUAAGCCAAACUCUUCAGAAGAACCCGGAGCUUUAUCGGAAAAUGCAGCAUGUAACAAACAAGAAGGAACAUCUUUGCCCCAGCCCAGCAACCAAGAGGACAAGUCACUGGCAUUCUCACAGCUUCCCCAGUCUAGCAGGCAUCAAGAAAUCUGGUCCAUUCUAGAGAGUGUUUGGCGCAUAAUUUACGAGAACAGCACUAAUGUUUUUCAGAUCUUGGACAGUACCACGGCCCAGACCACACCAAUGGUAACGUCAUUUGAAGAGGCCUAUGUGUGUCUUCAGAAGUUGAUAGCAGCUAUGAAGAAUAUUCUUACUGGAUUUCAGAGGAUUUUGGCCCCGAACAGCAGUUGUCAAGAUGUGGACACCCUCUAUAACUUCCUAAUCAGUAGUGAGAUAAAUAAAAGCAUCACAUUUACUGCCCAGGAUCUUUAUGAAUGUGUUUCCCAGGCCAAUUAUCGGGAAAAGCUAACAAUUGGAUAUAGUCAGCUGGCUCAUCUGGAAUACACCAUGCAACAAAUCAACGCAUCGGUCUACAUGGAGGCCAAAAGAAGGGGGUGGUGCGAACACACACACAGCGACAGGACUUAACCCUGCCUUCCAACUUACAGCUAUUGUGGCAUUUGAACACGUAAAUUGUUCAGAGGGCUGUUCCAAGGUCAGUAACUCUGCACCAAACUAGUUUUUGAAGUACAGAGUCGGUGUUUUUUUAAGUUUCAUCCACUCCCCAAGUAAUGGAAUUGCGAGAGCACAGCUCUGUGUAAUUCGAAUUCAUUCUCGGCCUGUUCCUUAGGAUCUGCUUUUAAUUCUGCUAAAGCAGCAACGGGCGGCCUUUAAGCUCUGGAGGCUUGGGGUGGGAUGCGUCGGCCCGCCUGGGAAGCCUGGCGGGUCAGAAGUUGUCCUUCUGGUCAAGGACAAGAGAAAGCCGGGAUCUUCUGGGCCCUUUCUGUCACUUCUGUCUGCCCCUACUCCUUUCACCUACGUCUAAGGAGAAAAGGAGCACAGAGAG